ACAACAAACCAGAACUACUCUAGCCUGCGAUAUCUAGCUAGUCUUUUAGUCUUAACAUCACUAUCUCCAAAAGCAGCUCUAAUUUGCAGCAAAUCUAUUGAAAUACCGACUUAGAUUAUUGAAAUGGGUACUACAGCAGAAUAUGAGUGCCCGCAUCGAGUGCCGGUUCCUCCUUCCAAACCAUUUCUCAAGUGUUUACAAACUAGUCUCAAGGAGACUUUCUUCCCUGAUGACCCUUUUAGGCAGUUCAAGAAUCAGCCUGCCUCCAGGAAGUUUUUGUUGGGAUUACAGUACUUUGUACCAAUCCUGGAAUGGGCUCCUCGUUACACUUUCGACUUCUUCAAGGCUGAUUUGAUUGCUGGCAUCACCAUUGCCAGUCUUGCAGUUCCUCAGGGGAUAAGCUAUGCAAAUUUGGCCAGCAUACCACCAAUUAUUGGACUCUAUUCAAGCUUUGUUCCGCCGUUGGUAUAUGCCAUGUUGGGGAGUUCUAAAGAUUUGGCUGUGGGGACUGUAGCUGUGGCAUCACUCCUAAUAUCUUCUAUGCUGGGCAAGGAGGUUAGCCCUACUGAGAACCCCAAACAAUAUGUUCAGUUAGUCUUCACGGCUACUCUCUUUGCUGGGCUGUUCCAAGCUUCCCUUGGCAUCUUAAGACUUGGAUUUAUCGUGGAUUUUCUGUCACAUGCAACCAUAGUGGGAUUCAUGGGUGGCGCUGCCACGAUUGUCUGUUUACAGCAAUUGAAAGGGAUGCUUGGUUUACUCCAUUUCACACAUGAGACUGAUCUUGUAUCCGUUAUGCGCUCAGUUUUCGGCCAAUUUCACCAGUGGAGAUGGGAGAGUGCUGUUUUGGGCUGUUGUUUCCUUUUCUUCCUCCUCCUGACAAGAUACUUUAGCAAGAGAAAGGCAGCCUUUUUUUGGAUAAACGCCAUGGCACCGCUCACAUCAGUUAUUUUGGGAAGCCUUCUCGUCUAUGUGACUCAUGCAGAGAAACAUGGCGUUCAAGUGAUUGGGCACUUGAAGAAAGGGUUGAAUCCGCCGUCUGUGUCAGAUCUGGCGUUUGGGUCUCCCCAUUUGGCGGCGGCGAUAAAAACAGGAAUCAUCAUCGGCGUCAUUGGCCUUGCUGAAGGAAUUGCAGUCGGAAGAACCUUUGCCAUGUUCAAGAACUAUCACAUUGAUGGGAACAAGGAGAUGAUAGCCUUUGGGAUGAUGAACAUUGCUGGCUCUUGCACUUCUUGCUACCUGACUGCAGGACCAUUUUCUAGAACUGCAGUAAACUCCAAUGCCGGAAGCAAAACUGCUGUCUCUAACAUUGUCAUGGCAACAGCAGUGAUGCUCACAUUGUUAUUUCUAACACCAUUGUUUCAUUACACUCCUCUUGUGGUGCUUUCCGCUAUAAUUAUAGCUGCCAUGCUUGGCCUGCUUGACUAUGAAGCUGCUAUACACCUUUGGAAAGUUGACAAAUUCGACUUCUUCAUCUGCUUGGGUGCGUAUCUUGGCGUUGUCCUUGGCAGUGUUGAGAUUGGUCUAAUCAUUGCGAUCAUGGUUUCCUUGCUAAGGAUUCUUCUGUUUGUGGCGAGGCCUAGAACAAUUGUUCUAGGCAAUAUUCCAAACUCUGGUAUCUAUAGAAGUAUGGAUCAAUACCCGAUUGCAAACAAAGUUCCAGGGAUUCUCAUACUUCAGAUAGAUGCGCCUGUUUAUUUUGCCAAUGCAAGCUAUCUAAGGGAAAGGAUCUCAAGAUGGAUUUAUGAGGAGGAAGACAGGCUAAAAUCUGCAGGAGAAACAAGUUUACACUAUGUCAUAUUAGAUUUGAGUGCCGUAGGUAGCAUUGAUACUAGUGGGAUUAGCAUGCUGGAAGAAGUCAAGAAGAAUGUAGAUAGAAAAGGUCUAAAGCUUGUAUUAGCUAAUCCAAAGAGUGAGGUCAUGAAGAAGCUAGACAAGUCCAAACUCAUCGACACAAUUGGUCAAGAAUGGAUCUACCUGACAGUAGGAGAGGCUGUAGCAGCAUGUAAUUUCAUGUUACAUACAUGGAAGUCAAACCCUGUUGCAGUCGACUAUCAUGCACAAGAUAACAAUGUCUAAUUUACAAUCAAUUAGACGAAUGAAUCUACUGAUGCUAAGUACUAGAGCUUCGCGCCUACCAUCUGAGGAAGCUUGCAUGUUAACCUGUUUUGGUUAAUGCAGAAGAGGAAAAGAGAAGAAUUUUUUGAGGAAGUGCUUAUGAGUAUAAGCUUUGUAAUAUUAUGUAUGAAAUAUGACAUGUAAUUCUCACCAAAGCUAAGAUCCUGGUGGGAUCCUUCUAUGCUUAACUAAUGUUUACCAUCCUUAACUAAUGUUUAUGAGUGGAAUCAAAAUAAUAACAUUUAAAUACAAGUAUGAUUGUUCCAUUCUGAUGUA
Molecule: messenger RNA, 2391 nt
Organism: Theobroma cacao (cacao)
Lineage: Eukaryota; Viridiplantae; Streptophyta; Magnoliopsida; Malvales; Malvaceae
Product: sulfate transporter 3.1-like
Biological process (GO): sulfate transmembrane transport
Cellular component (GO): membrane
Molecular function (GO): secondary active sulfate transmembrane transporter activity
Source: RefSeq, a predicted model, not a curated record